GUUAACUCCGCUUGAUAUCAAGGUCACCAUCGGCCAGUUCGACAGGUGUUUCCCGGACGUCUCCUCGACGAAUAUGAGCGUGGAGAAAAUCGUCGUACAUCCAGAUUUCAGCCCGGCGGACAGAGCUCAUGACAUAGCUCUUUUGAAGUUCAGUACACCAGUCAAGAUCGAGAGAAGGGUAUCACCGAUCUGUUUGGCUACCCCAAACACUAAAUACUUAGGACAGGUGGCAACAGUGUCUGCUUGGUUUGAAACAGAAACAGAGCAGGGCCCAGCGUCGGCGUCAUGCAGGCCCAGAAAAUUAGGACUACCAGUGCUGGGCAAAGCAGAAUGUAUAAACUCAGUAGAAGAUCCCCAGAUAGUGAGCAACGAUAAGGGUUGCAUUGGUGUAGUUGGAUUACCCAGCCCCAUCUGUAGAGUCGACAGUGGCGGUCCUGUAAUGUUUCGAACUCGUCAAGGGGUAUACGAGUUAGUGGGCGUUCUUACUGAUAGAAACGAGUGUAACCUGAAGCCUGGAGUAGCCCUAUACACCUACAUUAAUGACCAUUUACCCUGGAUUACUCAAAAUACAAAAGACGCCUGCUACUGCUUUAAAACAUAA
Messenger RNA from Anoplophora glabripennis (Asian longhorned beetle), 601 nucleotides. RefSeq names its product vitamin K-dependent protein C-like. Gene Ontology annotation, biological process: proteolysis. The transcript has 4 exons. The record is from RefSeq and is a predicted model, not a curated record. NCBI's taxonomy places the organism in Eukaryota, Metazoa, Arthropoda, Insecta, Coleoptera, Cerambycidae. Gene Ontology annotation, molecular function: serine-type endopeptidase activity. The annotation marks the transcript as partial.